GUAUUUGACAGUCCCCAAAUUGUUCAGUCGGGAAGAAAUCUGGGUGGAUUAUAUUACUGCGAGGAUUACCUGGGAGGGAAAUUGGAUCUCUCUCUAUCUCUCCUUUCAGUUUCAAUCUCCUUGUGUUGAGGAUUGAAUCAUCUACAUAUCAAAAGAGGCGCUGAUUUUCCAAUUUUGCACUACGCAUUUUUGGGAGCGUUAGAUGUUGGUUAGUUUCAAGCUUGCCCGUACAGAAUUUCUCACUUCUUCUCUACAUCUCAGCAAAUAGAUUGGGCAUCUUCUCAUUGUAAAGACAGAUGAAGCAUAUUGUAAAGAUUUUAACAUUGCUUGUGGCCAUCAUUGCCUUCUGGAUUGGUCUUCUGGAAACCUCUAUGCUUCCACGUAGCUAUACAUGGCUGCUACCCAUCUAUUUCACCAUUUCACUAGGAUGUUACGGUCUUCUGAUGGUUGGAGUUGGUUUGAUACAAUUUCGAACAUGUCCCGAAGAAGCUGUGCUGCUGCAAAAGGAUGUUGUUGAGGCUAAGGAGUUCUUGAAGCAGAGAGGUGUCGAUGUAGGAAGUGAUUGAAGUCUUGAUGGGAAGAUUCUUUUGCUUUUUCUCGCAUGUUUGUGAAUGUUAGUUGUUGAUCUUUUCAGCCCCAUGCUGGAUACUUCUCUAGUGUGGUUUGGAACUGAAGAGUUUAUUGAAGUUCACUCAAUCUUGAACAGGUGAAACAUUAGCAUAGUUGCCAUAUUUUCAUUUGAUCACAAUAUGUACGCGUUGACAGAUUCUAAAUAUACAAGCAAUUUUUUCAAAU
Papaver somniferum (opium poppy) is the source of this 795-nucleotide messenger RNA. Its product is annotated as dolichol-phosphate mannose synthase subunit 3-like. NCBI's taxonomy places the organism in Eukaryota, Viridiplantae, Streptophyta, Magnoliopsida, Ranunculales, Papaveraceae. The transcript has 5 exons. The record is from RefSeq and is a predicted model, not a curated record. Gene Ontology annotation, biological process: GPI anchor biosynthetic process. Gene Ontology annotation, cellular component: endoplasmic reticulum membrane; dolichol-phosphate-mannose synthase complex. Bases 297 to 566 code for a protein of 89 amino acids.